Molecule: messenger RNA, 1558 nt
Organism: Styela clava
Lineage: Eukaryota; Metazoa; Chordata; Ascidiacea; Stolidobranchia; Styelidae
Source: RefSeq, a predicted model, not a curated record
AUGGUGAGUCCACCAGAAGAGCCUAAAUUUCUUAAAGCUAUCGAAGUAAGAUGUGGAUCAUGUUACUCUAAACUGGAUCAAACCGGAAUUGAUGGUGGUGAAGAAAUCCUAGGUUACAUUGUUGAAAUGAGAGGAAAAAUGGAUUCAAUUUGGACUCAAUGCGUAAGAACUGAAGCUGGCGAAAAUGAAGUUAGAGUAUGUCAACCGGAUGUUGUCGAAGGCCGCCAAUACUAUUUCCGGGUAUUAGCUUUCAAUAAAGCUGGAAACGGAAAACAUAGUGAACCUACGACAUUAAUUCUCGUUGAAGAUGCAAUCGUUGCGCCAAGUUGCAGCCUAGAUGAGACAAAGCGUCAUAUCACUGUCGUUGAGCAAGAAACUAUUCACAUUCGUGUGCCAAUAUUUGGAGCUCCUGUUCCAACUGUUGCGUGGAUUAGAUCUAGAGAUGAAAAAGUUCUCAAAAGAGAUGAUAGAACGGAAUUGGAAUCUGGAUCUACAUAUGCUUUGUUAAGAAUCAAAUCAAGCGCAAGAACAGUCGAUGCUGGUGACUAUAAACUUGUACUUCAGAAUCCAGAAGGUGAAGCUGUAUGCCACUUAACAGUGUCUGUAUAUGGCAAGCCCAGUCAAGUGUUCAAUGUGAGAACCAGUGAAGUAACUGCUUCUUCCUCUUACCUAUCGUGGGAGGCGCCUUCUGAUAAUGGCGGUUCACCUAUCACUGCUUAUAUUGUUGAAAAGCGAGAAAACGAUAGAAAAGCAUGGACUAAAGUCACAGAAUCAGUUGUUGAAGAAUGCAGUGUAACUGAUCUCCGAAAAGGCAAAACUUACGUUUUUCGUGUUUGUGCUACUACUGCUUAUGGUAAAGGACCUUAUUCUGAAUUGUCUCAACCUAUUACUGCUGAGGAUGCUAUUGAACCACCGAAUGCUCCAACAAAUCUUGUUUGUUCGAAUGUUAAAAUGGAUUCCGUCACUUUGUCUUGGACAUCACCGGAAUCUGAUGGAGGGGCAAAGAUCAUCCAUUACAUCAUCGAGGUAAGAAGUGAAGAUGAUGAUGAAUAUGAGUUCGAUCAUUCUACUGAUGGACCUAAAACAAAAACUGUUGUCAAAGAUUUGGAGACUGAUAUGAACUGGCAGUUUAGGGUUAGUGCUGUUAACAAAGAAGGAUCUGGUGAGGCUUCAGAACCAACUGAAUACAUCCUUGUGCAGGACGAAAAAGCUUUACCUACUGUUGUUCUCGAGUAUGGGGCUGGAGAGGAAUAACUGUAAGAGCUGGUGAACCUGUUGACAUUGUUGCAAAGGUGACUGGACGGCCGGCCCCAGUCAUCAGAUGGACAUGUAACAAUGUACCAGUCAUUCCUGACCAGCAACUAGUUGUUGACCCAACUGAAACUGGUUCAAUACUUAGAAUUCUAAAGACCACUCGUGAUGACAGAGGUGAUUAUUCAGUCAUAGCACAAAAUGAACAUGGAAAAGUCUCCACUCAAUGUAAAGUGGAAGUUCUUGAUAAACCUGGUCCACCAUUGAGCAUAGAUGUGGAAGACGUAACUGCAAAAACCUGUAGCUU